AUGUCCAGCAGGAAGUCGUCCAGCACCAAUCUGAAGGCCCUCGUGCUGACGGGCCCCCCGUGGUCCAGCCUCUCGGAAACCACGCAGCGGCUCCGGUUGCAGCCGCCUCUCCGCGCCGCGCUGCAGCUCUUCCGUGGAGCCCCGCGCAGCCCAUCCCGCCGCGCUUCCUGCUCCGCGUCAGUAGCUGCCGCGAGCCACGCAAGGAGCGACGACGUCCCGGGUGGAAGCGGCUCGGACAGCAGGCUGGUUCCCCAGGCAGAGACGUUCUCCACCGGACAGCAGGAGCUCACCUCCCCGCUCUCGUUUCCAAAGUCGAGAGGACCCGAUCCAGCAGGUGCUCAGCUCGGGGACCAUCGGGCGACUAUUCCUGGACCCUACCUCACUGGGCAGUGGCCUGGUGACCCCCGUGCGCACUACCCAUCGUGUAUGAAAGAUAAAUCCACACAGACUCCUGGAUGUUGGAGUGAGGAGACGAAGGAGAAGAGGAGCACCCAGCAGCGCUCUGCCGCCCAGCUGAAAGAGCAGAUUGUGAAGCUCCGGCAGCGCAGUAAACCAGGAGGACGCCACCGCAGAGACAAGGACCGCCUGUCCCCCCAGCAGAGCAGCACCACCGCCUGCACCGCCCUCACCAGCACGACAGGCCACGCCUCCACAGCCGGCCUCUCGCAGCAAUUCUCCAUGUCGGAGAUGUCCAGCAUCACCGUGCCAACGCCGUCCAUCUCCAGGGUGCCGAGCAGCAUGGAGGGCAUCAACCACGAGCUGGAGAAGGUCUUCAUCAAAGAUGACGGGGAGAAGGAGGAGCUUACGUCCCUGGAGGUCCCCGAUGGCCGGCGGGCGCCCUUCCCCCCCCAGCAGCGCAGCAGCAGCACCCGCAGCAUGGACACCCAGACGCCCUGCUCCAGCCUGUCGCCCUGCCCCUCCCCCGCAUGCCUGCCGGGGUCACAUGACGGCAGCCCGUACUCCACGGAGGACCAGCUGUACGACCGGGACAAAGACGGUGGCAGCAGCUCUCCGCUGCCUAAGUUUGCCUCCUCGCCCAAACCCAACAACAGUUACAUGUUCAAGAGGGAGCCGCCUGAGGGCUGCGAGAAGAUCAAAGCUUUUGAGGAGAUGAGCAGCUCCAGGCCGCCCCCCUCGGCCCCGCUGCCCCUCUUCUCCUGCCCCGACAAGAACAAGGUCAACUUCAUCCCGACGGGCUCGGCGUUCUGCCCCGUCAAGCUGCCCGGCUCCCUGCAGCUCGCGGCGGCCCCGGGGCCCGACGGGGCGGCCGGCGGCGGCUCAGAGCCCCGGGGGGGGGAGGAGCCCCCCCGCUCGCCCUCAGAGACUGCAGACGACCCGGACGUCGGCUAGACCGGAGCGGAGCUGGUCUCUGGUCUGGGAUUCACCACGACCGCCACCACUGACUGUCCCACCCACCCACACCCCCCUCUGCUCCGCCUCUCUCUCUCUCUCUCUGCUGCUGCCCCCCCCCCCUAUUCUAUGUCUGCAUGACGAAACCACCACGAAGACCUCAGUGCUGAGCGGCAGGGAAAGGAGCUGCUGGUUGAAGGUGAUGGAGGGAAGACACGGAGGCCCAUGGCUGAGGGGGGGGGGGCAUGCAUUCUGAAAACUUAAAUUAUGUGUUGUGUUCCGUUUUCACCAUUCACAGGAUGAAUGAGCGCUCUAAACAUAUUCUAUAUACACAUGUAUCUCUAUGAAAAGAAAGACAAACGCUUGUUUCAAGAAAAACAGAAAUCCCAGGCGCUGUGUUCGUGUUCAACAACACAGACGCUCCCCUUCAGGAGGAGGGUCACACCGUCAGGUCACACCGUCAGGUCACACUGUCAGGUCACACCCCUCUGAGAAAACAAGGAAGUAAAUGCAAUGAGAAAAUAAUUUGGGCGAAAAGAAAAGAUGAAAGGCCUCAAAUUGGUAGCAGCGCCUCGCUUCAGGUAUCAAGAGUCUCCUCAGGUAAUCUGGAAUGGAUGAACAUGUUAAUAUUAGACAGUCACCCUCUUGUGUGUGUGUGUGUGUGUGUGUGUGACAAUCAAACUGAAGCAGGUCUGCAGACUGGAGGAGGUAGUUGUGUGAGCGUUUCUCCUGAAGUAGACAUGAUGUCAUCGAUGAGUUGAACCUCAGGAUUGAAUUGAGUGGAUUAGACUUAAUGCAGCGAUGCUGGAAUCAAUGUGUGAGAGAACCGUGAGCCGGACGUACCGUCAUCCCACCGAGAGGUGGAACCAACGACACCACGGAUAGCUCGGCCUCACCUGAAACUGGGGGACACCGCCCCCCCUUCCUGGCUCUGACUCCAGGCUUUAGAACACUAGCCUGUGAAGGGAGACGUUGGCCAAUCACAGUUAAACCCGAACCCCCCACCCCUUCCCCAACUCACUAACUCUCUGUGCGUCACUGUUUCCAGCUCUGCCGCCCCCUGGUGGCCAAAAGGUCACCAGGUGUAGCUCUAAAGAAUCCCGUGUGAGAGGGGAGACAGCGGUAGAUAAUAAAGCCUAACGCAGAACGCGUGCACAACUCUUCGCUCCAAUCUGCAUCCCAAACUGUUUCAUAGUCCACGUUGUUUAUAGACUAUUAAAAACAUUCCGUGAGAUCUUCUGCAUCCAAGACGAAGAAAAAAAAUAUAUAUAUAUAUAGAUACAUAUAUUUAUAUAUAUAUAUACAUAUAUAUAUAUAUCUCAAUAUAUAUAUACAUACAUAUAUAUAUACGUAUAUAUAUACAUAAAUUUAUUUAUUUAUAUAUUCAUAUUAGGGCUGUAAAUCGAUUUAAAAAACUUCGCUAAUUAAUCGCACAUUUUGAAGUUCAUUAAUCGCGAUUAAAAGUUUUUUUUUCUUCUAAAGACUAAAUCUUCUAAAUGAACGAGUAAUCACUUCAGACAGCGUGUAUUUCAGACACUUGUUUCAUUGUAUUCUUUUUUAAAGACAAAACUUCACACAGAGCUGUGUUUUCAAACUCAUUUUCUCUAUCGCGCCAGAUUACAGCAGAAAUAAUGUACGGUUUCUUUCCUUAGACGUGUUUGUUCUUUUAUUAAACUAAACGUCUGUUGCUGGUCGUCUCUACAGCAGCAUGUCAUUCUGUCUCGACGUGUCGGUCACUCUUCUAUUCUCCGUCUCGUCUCGCCGCAGAGCUCCAUGCCGGCGUGUCUGCGCGCGCAUCGGGCGGAGCAACAAAAAAAAAAGUCCCCUUUACCUUCCGCCCCGCGUCACGACACGUCGCCCUCUGCUUCUCUGUGAAUAUGGAGGAGCAGACGGGAGGAAGGAGGCGGACUGCCGCGGCUUGACAACUUCAACGACACCGGAAGUAAACAAAGUUGCGUUAAUUGCGUUAAAAUAUUUUAGUGCGUUAAUCGCGGCCAAAUUAAUCGCAUAGAUUAACGCAUAAACGCUGACAGCCUUAAUAUAUAUAUAUACAUUUAUUUAUAUAUAUAUAUCAAAAUAUAUAUAUAUACAUACAUUUAUAUAUAUAAUACGUAUAUAUAUAUACAUACCUUUUAUUUAUAUAUAUAUAUAUAUAUACAUACAUUUAUUUAUUUAUAUAUAUACAUAUAUAUGCCUUUUUGGUUUCUGAUAAGAGGACCCAGCGCCCGUCACCACCGAGCAGCCGGACGACGACUUCCACGUUGGUUACGGUGUCUGCGUGCCCCCCCCCCCCCCCCGUUCAUAUUUGUAUAUAUGAGUGUUUUAAAGAGGCUCGGUGUCACGUGGUUUUCUGGAGGCGUUCUGCUCCUCACCCAGAGUCUCGUCUUGCAUUCCUCGGGUUCUGGAGCGCGAGGGCAUCACUGAGGUCAGAGGUCAUCGGCCACGCGACUCUCCUCCUCCCUGCAGUGUGUUCAUGCACAAUGGCAAUAAAUAACAACAAAAACAACGCCUUCUGUCCUGGUGUGAAGUGAGAAUAAACAAAUACCUCCUGUACGUGAA
Messenger RNA from Pseudoliparis swirei, 3909 nucleotides. RefSeq names its product glucocorticoid induced 1a (gene glcci1a). Bases 1 to 1350 code for a protein of 449 amino acids. NCBI's taxonomy places the organism in Eukaryota, Metazoa, Chordata, Actinopteri, Perciformes, Liparidae. The record is from RefSeq and is a predicted model, not a curated record. Gene Ontology annotation, cellular component: cytoplasm. Gene Ontology annotation, biological process: podocyte development. The transcript has 9 exons.